Phyllopteryx taeniolatus (common seadragon) is the source of this 9410-nucleotide messenger RNA. RefSeq names its product 7 transmembrane receptor domain-containing protein. The coding region runs from base 636 to 1715 and encodes 359 amino acids. The record is from RefSeq and is a predicted model, not a curated record. Gene Ontology annotation, molecular function: neuropeptide Y receptor activity; neuropeptide binding. NCBI's taxonomy places the organism in Eukaryota, Metazoa, Chordata, Actinopteri, Syngnathiformes, Syngnathidae. Gene Ontology annotation, biological process: G protein-coupled receptor signaling pathway. Gene Ontology annotation, cellular component: neuron projection; plasma membrane. The transcript has 4 exons.
AUCUUUUUCCUAUGCACAACAACUUAUCCCUCAGGUGUGCUCGCAUCUAUCUCCACAGGGAUGCAAACACACACGACUACGAUUUAAAAAAAAAAUUUGUUUUUGCCUUAUUUCCAUCAAAACUCACAAAAAUACAUAAGAGCAGAGUCCAAGACCUCUACCAAGCCCUGUUGACAAAAGUACAAACUAGGGAUGCACCAUUACCACUUUUUUCAGACCAAGUACAAGUACAAGUAUUUACUGUAGAUUUGAGCACUCAAUACCGAGUACCAAUACUUGAUAAUGCCAUUACGUCUUGCAAUUGUGGUGAAAAUGUUUUAUUUUGAUUAAUUUUGCAACGCAAACAUUUCUUGAGCAUUUCACUCAACUAUAACUUUUUCAUGGAACAUUAGUGAAAUUCUAACAUCCAAAUGCAUCAUUUUCUAAUAGUCUUGCCAUGCAUUUUACUUCAAAAAUGUAGGCUGUAACACAAGGCAUUUCAAUUAUGCGGUGUCUCAGUCUGAACACUAGGGGGCACUAUGUGUAAGAAGUCGAUACAGUAGAGACGAAGAAGAAAUAACAGCUGAAGAAGAACAUAGAGGAUAUUCACAGAGGAUGCCAUGUUUCUUUAGUGUGUUAACUACAAAAUAGCAAGCAUGGACAUCCUAAUGAAAGAAGGCCUCACAGUGAGCGACAACACGAGUCACAGAGCAGACCAAGACGUGGUGGCCGGAAGCAAAAGUCAAGCUCUGAACCAGAGUGACCCACUGGACAUUUUCAUUGGCAUGGAGCUUUUGCUUCGUUUCAAACCUCUCUUCAUGUCUCUCUACUGCCUCGUGGUGGUCAUAGCCAGCAUGGGGAACUUGUUCCUGUUGACUUGCAUCCUGGUGGACAAGAAGCUCCACAACGCCACUAACUUUUUCAUCGGUAACUUGGCCGCUGGAGACCUGCUGAUGUGUUUGAGCUGCGUGCCGAUGACAAUGUCCUAUGCCUUCGGCAGCCAAGGGUGGGCUUUUGGGAGUCCCCUGUGUCACCUGGUGCCCCUGGUGCAAUGCGCCACUGUGUUUGCGUCAGUGCUUUCCCUCACGGCCAUCGCGGUGGACCGAUAUGUUGUCCUCGCUCAUCCGGUGCGUAGGCGGAUUUCUUUGUGGGGUUGCGGUGCAGUGACCCUGGCCAUAUGGCUUUUAUCCGUGGCCUUGGCCGCUCCUCCGUCCUUCUACACGCACUACUUGGACCUACGGCCCAGCGGCAUGGACCUGGUGGUCUGCGAAGAGUUCUGGCCGGAAAGCGGCAACCUGCGACUGCUUUACUCCUGCUUCAUCCUCAUCACCUCCUACAUGAUCCCGCUGCUGUCCGUGAGCAUCUCGUACUGCGCCAUCAGCGUCAGCCUCAAGCGCUAUUCUGUGCCCGGGGAGGAGACUAGCAGGAAGCGGCACUGGAAGCAAAAGCGGAGGAAGACCUUCUCUCUGUUGAUGGCAUCAGUGCUGGCAUUUGCUCUGUGUUGGCUCCCUUUGCAGGUGCUGAACCUUUUGUUGGACCUGGACCCAGACUGUGACAUCAUUGGCAAGCGUUACAUCAAUAUCUUACAGGUGUGCUGUCAUUUAGUGGCAAUGAGUUCGGCGUGCUACAACCCCUUCAUCUACGCCUCGCUGCACAGCAAGGUACGCAAACACCUGAUGGGCUACCUGUGCCCUAACAACCAGAGGACGGUGCAAGGGUCCUUGUCCAGAAUCUGAUCUCCAUCUCUAUCAAUUAAUUUUUAUCAUGGAGAAUCUUUUACCAGAAACCAAUUUGGGAUGGUUCAUUUUUUUCCACAUGAGGCGUAUUGGAGAUGACAUUGGAGAUGGUUGAACAAAAACAUGGACAACAAGCAAAAAGGCCAGCAUGAGUACUUUGCGCUUCAUGGGCCUCGUGGUCAAACCUUACAAGCCAUGUGGAGCGGAAAUGCCUGUUUUCACACAGCUAACCAUGUGGAAAACUCACUGCACUUGGAUUACAAUCACGUGCAAAAUACUUGCCAUUCCGGUGUAUUAUUUAUCGCAACAUUUCAAAUCUUUAAAAGGACAGCAUGCAGUUGGCUGCUAACAAGAUUUGAAUGUAGCUUGAUUUCAGUCCCCGCCCCUGCCUCGCCCUUGCUCCUGUCCCUGCCCCCUCGCGUCUCUGCCCAAAGAAAAGCCCCCACCUCACUGGACAACAACAAAAAAAUCCAAGGAGAGAGCAGUUCAUCGUGCCCAUGAGGCAUCUUCAGAGUGCACCUCAGUCAGCCCGUGCGCACAACAUUACACGAAAUGUUACCCGCUUGAUGUUGUAUUUUUUGGAAUGUACAAUCAAUUAAUCGGAAUCAGAAUCAUCUUUAUUUGCCAAGUAUGUCCAAAAAACACACAGGGAAUUUGUCUCCGGUAGUUGGAGCCGCUCUAGUACGUCAUUUGACAGAGAACGCUUUUGAGACGUAAAGACAUUGAGAAAAAAAAAACAGUCACUGAGCAGUAAAGUGUUGCUAGUUAUCUGGUAAUGCCGGUACAUGAUUUUAUCUUUUUUUGAUAAUUGUGCAAAAAGAUGCAGAGUCCUCUAGCACUUAAAGCAGUUCAAAUGACUAAUAUUGCAAUAGUCCGGUGCAAUGACCAUUGUGCAAAGGGCGCCGAGACUUCAAGGACCGUAUGCGGUUUAAAGUGACGAGUAGUGCGAUAAUCUGGGACGAUGUUGGUUGUGCAAAUGUUGCAGAUACUCCUCAGGAGUGACCAGGUUGGAUAAAAUGAGAAAUGAGCUCAUCAGAGGGACAGCCAAGGUUUGAUGUUUUGGAGACAAAGUGAGAGAGAGCAGACUUUGAUGGUUUGGACACAUCCAGAGAAGAAAUAGUGAGUAUAUUGGUAGAAGGGUGAUGAGGAUGGAGCUGCCAGGCAACAGCGCUAGAGGAAGACCAAAGAGAAGGUUGAUGGAUGUCGUGAGGGAAGACGUGAGGGCAGUUGGUGUGAGAGAGGAGGAUGCAGGAGAAACAUGGAAAAGGAUGUGGCGACCCCUAGCGAGACAAGCCGAAAGGGAAAGAAGAAGAAGAAAAUGAUGAAGAAGAAGCUGGCGAGAGGAUUAUGGCAUCUAACAUAAUUAGUGCUUUGUUUGUUUACCACAAACCGGGUGGCACUUUAUGAGAUCGUGACAGUGUGACUUGAAUUCUAAUCACGUUUGGGUAUCCAAAAAAAGCGCUUCUUGCAGUAGAUAUAAGACUCAACACACCCCUGCUCAAAUGAUUUGAAAAUUCAAAACUUUGUUUCAUUAAUGUGACCUAUAAUCUGUGCAACUCAAUACAAAAAAAUACAUCUUUUCAAGAGGGGAAGUAAAAAUAAACAACUGAGAUAAUGUGGUUACAGGUGUGCACAGGUAAGGAAAAGCCUACUAGAACAGCUAAACUUUAUACGGGGUUAAUCACUUUCAGUGGUGGCAAGUGUGUGCUGACUCCCAUUUGAUAUGAAUUUGAAUGUGAUUGGUUAAUUCUAAACACAGCAACAUCCCCAGUUAGUGUAUACAGCAAAAGUUAAGUCACAUUCUCAGUUGUUUAUUUUUACUUUCUCGCUCGAAAAGAUUUCCGUUUGUUGUCAUGUUAUUCGUCACAUUAAGGGUGGAAAAAUGUUUGAAUUGAUUUAUCGUUUUUUUUUUAAACACAAGAACCUGGUAUUUGAACACGUGGGUGUAGAAUUUUAUAUCCACUGUAAGCUGUCAUUAUGUCUGCCGUCGUGUCAACUCAACAGGUGUGGCCGCGACUUCAAAGAAACCCACGUGGGUGUCAGUUUUGCGCCUGCGGCAGCCAAUGUUUUCACCUCGCUGACAAUCCACUUUGCUGCCUGUUGCCUAGGCGCUGGGCCGCCAUGCUUGUUCACCCAAAGUGAACCUUGAGACUGCAUUUAGCACUCCUCACUUUAGAUUUCAUCAUGUUCUUUCAGGCAGUCAUUGCAUGAGUUUUGUUGGGAAAGAAGGGUCUUUAUUUCUUCAUAACAGUGCUCAUGUAGUUUGGAACAAGUAUUUACUGAAGUGGUGUGUCUGUAUUGAUCGAGAACAAUAGUAUCAAUCUGAUGAACUGUUUCUGACAUUGUGUUCACAUUGUACAUAUACAUUACUUACAAUCGACACCAGAAGGUCCCCAAUUCACAUUUUAACUAUUUUAUUAAAUUUACCAACAACCUGGGCCUUUUGCUGAUUUUAAAUAUCAAGUGUGGUCCUUGAACACUAAAGUUUGCCCACCGCUGAUUUGGAAUCAUCAAUGAACCUAACAUGUUGUAAGGAAGGUGGAGUACCUGCAGAAAACCCACGCAAGCAUAGAAAAACAUGCAAAAAUCACACAAGAAGGCUGGGGCUAAGAUUUGAAUCCAGAACCUCAGAGCUGUGAGGCAGACAUGCCAACCACUGCAGCGCCAUGCUGCCUGUAUAAUGUAUAUGUGUAAUUUAAACCUGCAAUUUAAAUACAUAAUGUACAAUGUACAUUUGACAGCAGCAUUCAAGAUGUACUUUAUGUUUCUUUAAUGUAGCUGUAUUAACCCAACUUUAUUCAUGGGGCACUUUAAAAACAUUAAUAGAGGAAAAUAGUAGUUGAGGAUUUUAUUUUCGCUUUCGCUUUUGUACAUGUUUUGUGCUGUGUCAUUUGUGGAACAAAUCAUUUUGACAAAUGUUCACAUGCUGUAUAUGCAGUAACAUUUUGAGACGUAUACUGUAUGUUAGUCUUCACAAACACUUUUUAAAAAUUCCAAAAGCAGCCUGAACAUUUAUAAAGUGGUCAUUUGUUUUUAGUGAGUUGCUUGGCAAUGUACGCUGCAGUUGAGAUGUUUAAAAUAGUGCUGAUGAAUUCUUAAGGGGCCAUUAAUACUGUGUUUGAAAAUAGAAAUCGAUUAAAACGGGUCUGAAAGUGGACGCUUCAUAAAAUGUUGUUGUUCCCACUUCUCAAACGGAGGAUGUGCGCAUGCACAAGUACGUCACAUUCCAUUGUGAAUGACUGUUGAUGAGCGUGUGCCGGUUAACAGAAUGAGCUUGAUAGCACUUCUUCGGCCAAGAGUGCAUUUACUGUGACCUGCUGAGACACAUUACUCCCAUAGCUUAUAUUCGCAACCCAAAUACAAGGUGUGUCAGAAAGGUUCCAGGACUGGUGUUACAAAAGAUUUAUUUCUCAGUUUAUGUAUACCAUCAUUUAUUAAUACCGUACAACACUAUAUUACUCCAACCUUUCCGUCCUUUUUGCCAUAUUUGUAGUACUUGUGUUUAUUUGUUGUGCAAAAUUGUGUUUAACGUAUUGCACCACAUUGGCUGUCUCUGAUCAAUAUUAAUGUAUCCACAGCACUUAUUAUUCCAGUCCAAAGGUUAAAAAAAAAAAAAAAAAAAAAGUAUCUUAUGUUUCUAAAUGAUGAUGACAACCGAUUUUGCAUGGAGAAUGCAUAUGAAUUGAAACUAAAGAAUGUGAACUUACAGUAUACUGUGUAAAGCUAAAAUGGUGAAAUACUAUAUGACAAAAACCUUUUAUCUAGUGCCAAUAUUAUAGCACUAAAUGGGAUUAUCUUCUCAUCUUUCUCAAAUUAUCUUAUUUUUAUAAUCAUGUGAGUUGGUAUUAUGCAUUAUUUUAAAUAACAGAUGCAGUAUUGAUAUAUUAUGUUUUGUAAAUGUACGACCAAAAAAUUUGCCACCUUCACAUGUUCUAUGUUCUUGUUAUGCCAAUAAAUGAUGACAAUGACAUAUUAUAAUGUCCAAACAAAUUACUGUAAGUUUCCCGAUCAGUUAAACGUUUUAAGCCCCCAGGCUAUGACUGAAUCCACUGCAAAUUCUCUAAAGCAAGUCAAAAUUUGUAUGUCAGGGUUUGGAAAAGAUUUUACAUGAGAUAAGAAAUGAAGCAGAAAUACUGCAGGACAUCAUUUUUAAUGAAUACAAUCAUAAAAUCCCCUCUCUCUGAGUUGAAGUCUGGUUCAUUUCAGGGGCGGCGAACCGGCAGAGGAGUGACCAUGCAAUUCUGAAAAACAAACAAUAACUUUUAUAAUAUGUAAUAAUAAACAUUUGUUGCAUCAUAUUUGUUCACACCUUUAGUAUUUCCUCCCAGACCUGCUCGGAAAAUGGUCGGGGCAGUCAUUCCAGAAUUGGAGGACAAUUUAGGCACCAACGUGUUUGAAAACUGUAUUUAUUUAUCUUUUUUUUUUGUUUGUUUGUUUUUUUUGUUUACAAGAAAAACAGGUCAUGAAACAUCAUUUGAUCAUCAAUUUGAUUUAUCCAACUCCACCAACAACGUUGAACUUUUUGUGAGAUAUUUUGUUUGUCAUGUUGCCGCACCUUCCGUCUAGCCCUGGUUAGAAAAAUUCGUCUGAUGAUGUCAUUUCAGAGAGUCAUACAGCUCACUUUUUUUCUUCUCUAGGCUAAAAAGGUUUUAGUAACAGGGUUGCGUGUAUGUUGAGAGACAUACACGCACAGCAUAUAAUUACUGCUCUAUAGAAUAUGUCCUUAAUAAAACAAAAAUGUUUUUACACUUACAAGACAUGAACAAAAUCAUACCGAAAAAGAUGACUGAAAUCGGAUUUUAUCAGUUAUAUUUGAUAUGUGUUUGUCACCUAGAGGGUGACAAACACAUAUCAACAGAAAAAAAUCGUUUUAGGGGAGUACUCAAGAGUUAUCGGUAUUUUAAAUAAUAUAUGGGAAUCAUUUUUAUUGUAGCUACAGUUACAUUUUCAGAACAACUAUAAUUUACACAACAAGUGCAGAUUUCUGUAUUUUGUGCAUGGAUUAUUUGAAAUUUUAGGGGGAGAGUGUUGGGGGGAAAUAUCCUCCAAUUCUAGAAUGACCCUAGUUAAUAAUAAACUUGUUCAAUAAACUCCCAAAUCAUUCAGCACAAAAAAAAUGACAUGGAGAAGAGUGUGCAACCACAAUAACAAUUCACAAUUAGCCUAGAAAACUAGCUCGCUAACUAGCUGACUUAACUAAACGAACUAAAAUUGGCCUGAAAUAAACUAAUAAUUCUAGGUACCACUGUGGUUAGCAAAUAAGCUAACAGUUAGCCUGGCUGCUUCAAUUUCUUCUUCUACUGUUCUGUUUGUUUGUAUUUUCCAACAAUAGGCAUGCCAUUUGGCACCAUGCUGCCUCUCAUAGGUCCAUCUUGGUACUACAACUGGUUUGGAGAGGAGACUUGCAAUUGUCUGAAUACAAUUAUGUAUGUGGUGUGCUGUGUUCAAUGGCGGUAUUUGGCAAUUGCACAAUUCACCACUUACGGGGGCAGCAACCCCCUCAUCCCAAAAAAAAAACUAAAUGCUUUUCUAUUGGCAGCAAAGAAAAGACAUGUAUUAGAAAUCAACAAUGGAUACAGGUAUGUAUGAGGAGGGUCUCGCACAGGGCGCUAUUCAAGCAAGGACCACCACUGGCUGUGUUGGCCAUCUCUAAUAACACCAAACACGAUAAGAGCAGUCAGAACUGCCUUUGGUAUGUGUGGGGUCUCUCGCAUCUAAAAAAAAUAAAUAGGUUGACAUGUUAUGUGUACCCAGAUAACACAUUUAAUGCCAGCCGUUUUUCAGAAUUGGGAGAGCUGGGUGCCAGCUAUUUUUGACAAUUUUGACUAAUUUUGGAAGGCCUUCAGAAAAUUGUGUUCUAUAGCUAUAGAAACAUGGAACCUACCAAAAGAAAUAUUUAACCCUCUUCUUUCAUCAGGAAAGAAAGUACAUUUCUACCUUUUAUCGUUCUUUAGUAAACAGCAGUUGAACAAAGGUAUGUUUCUUGAAAAUACCUGUUUCCAAGAAAAAAAUGGAGAAAAAGAGCUUUUUGUGAAACUUUGAUGCUAUUUUUUGUUUUUUUGCUUUUAUGAUAGCUAAAAUAUCAAAACAAUGCUUUCUUACUAUAUAACAACAUAAACAACACGAAACGAGUAUUUUGAUUGCAAAAUAACAGCUUAUUUACAAGUAUAACAUGCAUUUUCAAAUUGAUGAUGCAAGAACUUUGAAAUAUGUACAGUUGUGUAGGUGCAUGUGUGGGUGUGCAUGUGUGUGCGUGUGGAACUUUUAUGGUUUCCCAGUCAGCAGAGAACCAGCCAUGAACAGCCCCACCACUGCUUGAUGCACCUCCUGUAAAUGAUUUUAGAAAAUAAACAAUUAUCUAUCCAUCCAUUUUCUGAGCCUUCUCCUCACGAGGGUCGCGGGCGUGCUGGAGCCUAUCCUAUCCUAUCCUAUCCUAGAAAAUCCACGCAGGCACAGGGAGAACAUGCAAACUCCACACAGGCGGGGCCGGGGAUUGAACCCGGGUCCUCAGAACUGUGCCGCCAAUAAACAAUUAAAAAUAAAACAUUAUUGCUGCAGUGUGAAUUGGAGAAAAAUACUUUUUUCACCUUUCUUGCCAACAGGUGUGCGAGGACAUUUUCUCCUGGUUGCACCCACUGCAAUUUAUAGAAAUAUGUACAAUUAACACAAAAUAUCUAUGUUGUUGCUACAGUGCGAUGAGGAAAGGUAAAAAAACAAAUCUGCAUUACACACAUCACAUUGUCGGAAAAUUCUAUUUUUGUACAUACUGUCUAUAAAUAGAUGACCAAGAAUAAUAAAAAAAAGUCUAUCCAAUUCAUCUAGCUAUCGAUGUUCCACGUUUUUUUUGUCUACAGGAUGCAUGAUUUGUAAACGUGUAGUAUCGUAGGACAAAUUGUCGUGCUUGUUUGUGCACGUUGCAUGAUAAAAAUGGUAAAGUGAGUAAUGGCUCAGGCUAUGGAUGUUAGCUUUGAAGUUAGCAAGUUCAUACCUCUUCCGUGACUUUCUGGGGGCUCAGGGGAGGACGCCCUGCUGCUCCCAUAUAUGGAUGAAUCCAGAUCAGGCUAAUUGUAAUCCAAGUCCGAAUGUUCGUCGGCAGUCGACGUUUCGGGGGAAGUGGACCGGGAUAUGGUCGCAUUCUCACCGUUGGCCUUCGAAGGCUUGGCGUUACAUGCCGUUCGUUGUCGUAGCAUCAUCCCUUUCUCCUUUUCUGGCGUUAGCAAAACUCUAUUUUAGAGUAAGCUGUCUGUAUUUAUUCAUGUUUUUUCACUCUAACUUGUCAAUCACCGUCUCUCUCUUUCAACCACGCUCCUGCAACUCCCCACCAUGCCAACAUGGGAUCUCAACAGAUGUCGUUGUCCUCUGAUCGUACUGACAAAGCUCUGAUCAAAGCCACUGGUGCCAUCUAGUGUCAAUUUAUUAUACUAAAAUCCUACCCAAGCCUUUGAUACUUAUUGUGGAGCUGUGCCAAACCCUCUAUUACAAUAAAAAAAAUAAAAAUAAAAAAAAAACUGAAAACGUAUUAAUACGUCUUUGGCACUAAAUGGAUGGAUUUGUGAAAACGUAUUAAUAUGUUUCUGGCACUAAAUAAGUAAAUGGAAGAUGAAGUUACAUAGACAUUCUGAAUGCUAACAAAUAAUUCAUUUAUUUGUUAUCACAUCAUGUCUGGAAAAAACAUCUGGCGUCUUUGUGUGGGGC